AUGAUGACCGAGAACAUUUCAUCCCGAACACACUAUGAUUGUGAAAACUCCACCGACGAUUGGGACAGCGAGAACGGUCAAGUAGCGGAUGGCCUGAUUAAAGGUUACCCGAAAUUGACAUCCAGACCUAUUCACGAACCAAACGAACGCCUGGCGAAGAGAUGUAGGCAUCUGCCCGUAGUUGAGACAGCGGCAGGAUGUACUUCGGCGUUGGCUGGUGACGCCACGAGAGAACAUCUAGGUCCACCUCAGAGGCUGCCGGACGGCAGCUUCCCGCCUACCUCUAGUGAAGCGCAGGAGGUCUUUGGUCGAGGAAUUUUGCGCAUCCAACCCCAUGGGCAUCGGAAUGUAUAUGUCAUCACAUUUCUGCCGGAUGUUGUUCAACCGGCAUCUAUGUCAUCGACGUCCGAAAUCUCGUGCGAAAAGUCGUCCCACUUCACCGGCAAUUUACCGGUGAAUCCGUCAAAUGCCCCAGUGGCUGGCAGUGUGUUAGGUGCACAAACGGACCUUCCUAUCGACCCCUUGAUCCUCGCCGAUGAAGGGCCGUGUGAUGAGGAAGGCCUUCGUCGGUCCUUCUCCCUGGGUGACGAUCCUAGGCCUUCGGAGACGACAUAUCCAUAUCCAGACCCUCCGCCCGUUUUCUCCAGUGCACCUGAUCAGCAAGAUUCCGUCGUGUUAUGGCAGGGCAAAGAUGCUCCUUUUAUCAGUUCCCCUCAUGACCGUCACAGCGUUGUGGCCGGCAAUCCUUCCUCCAGCAACCAUCUGGGCCCCGCGCACGGUGGUAGACAGUCUAAAUCCCUCAAGCGAAAGCCACAUCGACUGGAUGGACAGCGGCCCAAACGGGCUCGAGACCCUCAAACGUCUACUGCGGAAGGGAAUUCGCUUGCGGCGCUUCACACUCACUUCCUGUCUCUACCGCUUGACAAGCGUUUGCAAUUCCUUCCUCGGCUGUUGGAAGGUGCCCUGCCACAUCACAUGCCUAUGCCUGAUCUGCUGACAACUGGGAACGGAGAUGCGCGGUCACCAAGGCGCCUGACUCAACCGUCCGAUGGUAGUGAGCCCCAUAGGAGCUUCAGAAAGGGCAUGCCGUGGUCAUUGGAAGAAACAGAGCUCCUACUGCGGCUGAGGAGGGACGAGCAACGGCCUUGGUCGGAGGUGACAAUGUUGUUUUCAGACCAGUUUCCAGGCCGGAGCCCUGGUUCUAUUCAAAUAUAUUGGAGCACGACCCUCAAGAAGAGAGCAUAUUUAGAUUGCCUCUCCACCUCUUGA
Messenger RNA from Monascus purpureus, 1269 nucleotides. The record is from the annotation of a GenBank genome assembly. NCBI's taxonomy places the organism in Eukaryota, Fungi, Ascomycota, Eurotiomycetes, Eurotiales, Aspergillaceae.